AGGCUGCCCGUGCAGGCAGGAGAGCGCGCAGAGGAGGCACCUCGCCGUGCAUUAGGAGGCGCACGCAGACCGGACGGCGCUGCGGGUCAUUACAGCAAGAUCGGAGAAAUUCACCUGCUGCACACAAGGUCGCGGGACAGCGAUGCAUCUGAGCACCGGGGCACCGGGGCACCACAGAGGCAAAGCGGCCGGCGACAGCUCAGAAGAACAGCAAAGCGUGCAUGCGAAAGACACGCACAGACAAAAAGGGAGAGGAGGAUGAGGAGGGGAGGAGGAAGGGAGGAGGGGAAGGGCAAUUUGAACCCGACAAAGAAGAGUGAAGAUUUGUGAUUCAAUAAGGAGGCGCGGGAUAGACCCUUUUUGUAUUUUUUAUUUUGUAUAAGCGAUUGUGGCUAUCUAUAGCCCGCACAAGCACGCUGUUUGUUAGUUUUCUUUAAAAAACAACAACAAAAAACAGUUACAAAACCCUCUAUAGCGUUAAAGAUAUUAUUACCCACAAAAAAACACACCACCUAUCAGGUUACAGUGCACCGCUGGCAGACAACGAGAAUGCGCGUCUUCCGCCGGCCGCUCCGUAGAAAGAAGCCGAGAACGGGCGAUUUGUUCUCUGGGAAACAAUCGGCGGCUGUGCCCGCUCCGGAACCCUGGGGUUCGGUAAUAAAACGCCGGAUUGUCUGCGGAUGGUCGCCGCUACUUCGCCAGGUCUGAUAUUAUUAACCAGCUGGAAGCGGCGCGAUGCAGGGAGUCACGGUAACCGGGGAGGCUCCGAUGCUCAGCCAGGGAGAGCGAGAAGAGCAGCGGCCCCUCAAGCAGUCUCUGAGCGGCUCCCUGUGCCGCGAGUCCCACUGGAAGUGCCUCAUCCUGUCCCUGCUCAUGUACGGCUGCUUCGCGGCUCUGGCCUGGUGCGGGCUCUCCCGGGUCCCAGCCUCGGGGUACCUGGACGGGGCUCCUCUCUCCCUUGACAGCCCCUGCUCCAGCGGCUACGUCUACAUCCCCCUGGCCUUCCUCACCAUGCUCUACGUGAUCUACCUGGUGGAGUGCUGGCACUGCUACUCCAAGAGUGCCGGGCAGCAGCGGGCGGAGAUCAGCGGGGUCUACGAACGGGUCCAGCGCAUGCAGCAGUCCACUCCCUGCAUCUGGUGGAAGGCGAUCAGCUACCACUACAUCCGCAGGACCAGGCAGGUGACGCGCUACCGCAACGGGGACGCCUACACCACCACGGAGGUCUACCACGAGCGGGUCAACACCCACGCCUCCAGCUCCGAGUUCGACUACUCCCACCACGGGGUGAAGGACGUUUCCAAAGAGCUGCUGGGGCUGUCUGACUACCCUGCCACCCGGCUCCGUUUCACCAAGUGCUUCAGCUUCGCUGACUCGGAGGCCGAGACCGCCUACCUGACCCAGCGGGCCCGCUUCUUCAGCGACAACGAAGGGCUGGACGAUUACAUGGAGGCGCGGGAGGGGAUGCAUUUGAAGAACGUGGAUUUCAAAGAGCACAUGAUCGCUUUCCCGGACCCUCUCCGGCCCCCUUGGUACACCCGGCGCGGGGUCUUCUGGGCGGCCUCCUGCCUCACCCUGUCCUGGCCGCUGAGGGUCAUCGCGGACUACCGCACCGCCUUCGUGCACUACCACGUUGAGAAGCUGUUCGGGCUGGAUCGCGGGGCGCCGACCCCGGAGGAGCUGGGGUACGCCGGGGGGCGCAUCCCCCGGGUCAACACGGUCGACAUGACUGAGGUGGAGUGGCACAUCCGCUCCAACCAGCAGGUGGUGCCCAGUUAUUCGGAAGCCCUCCUGAUGGACGGGACGGUAGCCGGCUACCCGGCUUACAUGCAGAACUGCCAGCGGUGCCGGCGGUCCGUCAGCAGCUCCUCGCUCCCUCCGCGGGCUCCGUCCCGGCUCCCGUUCAGCCGCAGCCGCUUCUCCCUGGGCCGGCUCCAGCCCUCCCGCCGCACCUGCCUCUUCCGCAGCUUCAGCGGCCGGCUGGACGAGAGCAGCCCGUCGGACGGGACCCCCGAGGACCAGCCGCCCCUCCCUCCCCCCUACCAGGACGCCCUGUACUUCCCGGUGCUGAUCGUGCACGGCGAUGAGAGCUGUCACCGAGACGGGACCCCCCCGCCGCAAUGGGACCCCUCCCUGCUGUGACCCACGGAGCGGAUUCGCUUUGGAGCCUGAUUGUUCAAACUCCUGGCUCCUGAUCAUUUCAAUAUGAAUACUAGACUUCAUUGAAGGGAGCUCUGAACCCCAGGACUGGGUGCAGCAGCAGCAGCAGGGCUAGUGCGAGUUUCUAACCCUGCUCAAACUCCUGGCUCCUGAUCAUUUCAAUAUUAAUAAUAAUAACACUAGACUUCAUUGAGGGGAGCUCUGAACCCCAUGACUGGGUGCAGCAGCAGCAGCAGCAGCAGGGCUAGUGUGAGUUUCUAACCCUGCUCAAACUCCUGGCUCCUGAUCAUUUCAAUAUUAAUAAUAAUAAUAAUACUAGACUUCAUUGAGGGGAGCUCUGAACCCCAGGACUGGGUGCAGCAGCAGCAGCAGGGCUAGUGUGAGUUUCUAACCCUGGCGAUGGUAAAAUAACUAAUUCAUGAAGGAUGUUGAGAAGGUACAGACUACUUACUGGCUUGGAAAAAGAACCCCAGUCCGCUGUGACUGGGUUGAGGUGGAGACCCAGUAUGCUACGCUCAGCCCUGGAACAGUCUGACAGAUACAGAAUAUUCCGCACAGAAAAGUUCAGGGGUUGUGUAGCUAAUCGUAAGCAACUGUUUACCGCCGAUGAACCACAAACUUGCAGGAUAAAAUGCUUUAGAGUCCGCUGUGAAAGGGAGAUGGGAGAUUGUGUUUCUAAUGCCUGAGAGGCAGGGAAAUGGAUUUUAAUGCCUUGGCAAGCAGUCAGCUGCAAAUGCUGGUUCUGGUUUCUAAAAUGAGGAAGGGAAGUGAAUUAAAACAGCUGUCAUUUCUCAAAGGGUGGUUGAGAAGUUGUGCGUUAUACCAUUCCAAUGUGUAAUUUAAUUUAAAAUUAAAAAAAAAAAACAACAACCUUAAAAAAAAAAU
Messenger RNA from Acipenser ruthenus (sterlet), 3045 nucleotides. RefSeq names its product transmembrane protein 151B-like. The transcript is spliced from 2 exons. The record is from RefSeq and is a predicted model, not a curated record. Lineage: Eukaryota; Metazoa; Chordata; Actinopteri; Acipenseriformes; Acipenseridae. Bases 736 to 2142 code for a protein of 468 amino acids.